This is a messenger RNA of Pteronotus mesoamericanus, 1236 nucleotides long. RefSeq lists its product as uncharacterized. NCBI's taxonomy places the organism in Eukaryota, Metazoa, Chordata, Mammalia, Chiroptera, Mormoopidae. Bases 27 to 845 code for a protein of 272 amino acids. Gene Ontology annotation, biological process: nucleosome assembly. The record is from RefSeq and is a predicted model, not a curated record. The transcript is spliced from 3 exons. Gene Ontology annotation, cellular component: nucleosome. Gene Ontology annotation, molecular function: DNA binding; protein heterodimerization activity; structural constituent of chromatin.
GCUUGGGUUCUCAGGUUGUGGUAGCUAUGUCUGGCAGGGGCAAGGGAGGUAAGGGCUUGGGCAAAGGUGGAGCUAAGCGCCACCGCAAGGUUCUGAGGGACAAUAUCCAGGGCAUCACCAAGCCAGCUAUCCGUCGUCUUGCUCGGCGUGGAGGAGUCAAGCGUAUUUCCGGGCUCAUUUACGAGGAGACCCGAGGUGUGCUGAAGGUGUUCCUGGAGAAUGUCAUCCGGGACGCUGUAACGUACACGGAGCACGCCAAGCGUAAGACGGUCACUGCUAUGGACGUGGUGUACGCUUUAAAGCGACAGGGACGCACCCUCUAUGGCUUUGGAGGUUUCGAGGUGGCCCUCCUCCUCCGUUUCCCGUCCUUGCGACGCAAGUCCGGCCGUGUCCGUGCGCUGCGCGCGCUCGCCCCCAGACCUCCCCCGAUGCGCCGCGUGGUCAGCGGCCGGCCCGGGAAAGCGCUGCAGUCCUUCCCGCUGGGGGAGGCACGCUGCUUUGGGAAGGCUCCCCGAGCUCAGACCGCGGUAGUCAUGUCUGGGAGAGGAAAGGGAGGUAAGGGCUUGGGCAAAGGUGGGGCCAAGCGUCACCGCAAGGUCCUGAGGGACAAUAUCCAGGGCAUCACCAAGCCCGCCAUCCGUCGUCUGGCACGGCGUGGGGGAGUCAAGCGGAUCUCGGGACUCAUCUACGAGGAGACCCGGGGUGUGUUGAAGGUGUUCCUGGAGAAUGUCAUUCGGGACGCAGUGACUUACACGGAGCACGCCAAGCGCAAGACGGUCACUGCCAUGGACGUGGUGUAUGCCCUGAAGCGACAGGGACGCACCCUUUAUGGCUUUGGAGGUUAGGCGGCGGCCGUGGCGGCGGCUGCUGCUGGCUUAAGCGUGCGGCAAUUCCAAAGGCCCUUUUUAGGGCCACCCAUAUAGUCCUUUGGAGGAGCUGGGUACAGCGUGUGUUUACGUGUGUGUCGCGCUUUGGGGCUGGGUCGUUGACGCGACUGCGUCUGUUUUUGCUGGCUGAGCGUUCCCUCGUUAAGUCUGCUGGCGUUGGACUGAACAAUGGGGUUGAGGCCUUCCCCGUCUAGCUGCAGCUGCGCGGCUGUGUCCGUACUUAGGUGUUCAGGGACUAGGGGAAGGCGCUCCACAACAACCGAAGUGCGGAUUCGGCCGGUCCGGACAGUGUUUCUUUCAUGAAUCGAGCUCGGUGUAACUGGAGUCCACGUUCGCCUCGAAGAGUACC